ACCGAUGCCACCUGUUUCAGAGGCUCUCUGGAAAGAUCAGACCGCAAAUGUCAAUCAACCGCCUACACCUUCAUCUAGAAUGCUUUUGUCACGUUGAAAGAUAAAAAGAUAUAUCAAAUACCCAAAUUGUUUUUUCAAUAAACAAAAUAGUAAAAUCGGAAUUGUUUGAUAUUACUAUUUUAAGGAUAACUUUACUCAAGUCUCAAAACAUGCAUAAGCUGGUGAAGGUGAAGCAAAAGCCAAAUAAAAAACCACCAAGUUCAUAAGUACACCCACUCACUUUCUUCCACUUAAAAGAGCUCGUUUAUGUUAUGAAACACGUGUAACAAUUGAACUCAAACACCAUAUCUCGUUAUCAAUUUAUCAUCCCUCUCAAUUCUCAAAUUCUCUCACUCUCACUCUUCUCUUUGCUUUGCUCACAUGAUCCACAAAUGUUGCUCUCACCGCUUCUUCUUCUUCUUCAUCUAUCUUUCUCAAUCCCACCGUCCUUCUCUCAGUCGUUCUUCUAUAAUGGUUUCAAAAACUGCGAUUCCACCAACAUAACCAUGAACGGAGUUGCAGAGAUCACCGACGAUGGUAUUCUCAGGCUUACGGAUGUCCGCUCUCGUUUGAUUGGCCGGGGGUUUUACCCUGAUCCGAUUCGUUUCAAGAGCCCGACAACGGGGACGUCUCUCUCUUUCUCCACUUCUUUCGUCUUCGCCGUCGUCCCCAAGUACAGACAGCUCGGGGGUCAUGGCUUAGCUUUUACAAUCUCUCCGACCAAAGACCUCGUCGGAGCUCAACCCAGUCAAUACCUCGGCCUCCUUAAUUGCAGCCUCAAUGGGAAUUCAUCUAAUCACCUCUUUGCGGUAGAAUUUGACACCGUUCAAGAUUACGAAUUCGUUGAUAUCGAUGAUAAUCACGUCGGUGUUAACAUUAAUCGUAUGAGAUCGGUGAAUUCGACCAGAGCUGGGUUUUUUGUUGAUGGGGAUUCAACAAAACAGGAGAUUUGUUUACAUAGUGGGAAAAAGAUUCAAGCUUGGAUCGAUUAUGAUGCUGAUAUACCCCAAUUGAAUAUCACUCUUUCCAUAUAUUCAAAAAAACCCAGUACGCCGAUCUUAUCUCUCCCGGUGGACUUGUCGCCGGUUUUUCAAGAUUUUAUGUACGUUGGGUUUUCUGCUUCAACGGGUCUUCUUGCUAGCUCCCAUUAUGUCUUCGGAUGGAGCUUCAACAUGACCGGAAAAGCAAAAUCGUUAAAUCUUCAUUGCCUCCCUUCACUUCCACCAUUUAAAAAGAAUAAAAGAGGUUUCAUAAUUGGGCUUUCUGUUUCGGUAAUAUUAGCUUUUUUCAUCAUCGCGACCGGCGGUGCUGUUUAUGUUUUCAAACAAUUCAAUCACGUAGACAUGGUUGAAGAUUGGGAGCUUGAUGUGGGCCCACAAAAGUAUUCUUACAAGGAUUUGAAGGAUUCUACAAAGGGUUUUCACGAGAAAGAAAUGCUCGGAUAUGGUGGAUCCGGUAAGGUUUACAAAGGGGUUUUGCCUAAUUCGACUACCCAAAUCGCACUGAAGCGAAUUCUGAAGGAAUCAAAACAUGGGCAGAAGGAAUUCGCGUCGGAGAUUUCAACAAUUGGCCGGCUCCGGCACCGGAAUCUUGUUCAGUUGUUGGGUUGGAGUAGAAGAAAAGGUGAGUUUUUGCUGAUUUAUGAUUUCAUGUCAAAUGGCAGUUUAGAUAAUUAUAUUUUCAACAACCCAAAAACGAUAUUGAGUUGGGAACAAAGAUUCAAAAUCAUAAACGAUGUAUCAAACGGUUUGCUGUAUCUUCACGAGGGUUGGGAACAAACUGUGCUCCACAGAGACAUUAAAGCCGGAAAUGUGUUAUUAGAUUCGGAGUUAAAUGGCCGUUUAGGCGACUUCGGGUUGGCUAAGUUAUACGACCAUGGUUCGCACCCCACCACCACCAAAGUGGUCGGUACACUGGGUUACAUGGCUCCUGAGUUGACUCGAACCGGGAAGCCCACCACGAGUUCCGAUGUGUUUGCUUUUGGAGCUCUGUUGUUAGAGGUUGUAUGUGGCCGGAGACCCAUUGAACUCAAAGCCUCACCGGAGGAGCUCAUUUUGGUGGAUUGGGUGAUGGAUAAGUGGCGAGAAGGGAGGUUACUUGAGGUGGUGGAUUCAAGGUUGAAAGGAGAGUUCGAUAAAGUCGAGGUUAUGAUGGUGUUGAAGCUUGGGUUAAUGUGUUCUAGUGAUGAGCCAUCAUUCAGGCCGAGUAUGAGGCAGGUGAUUAGGUACUUGGAGGGAGAGGUACCCUUGCCGGAGAUUUUAGCUCCGCCGAGUGAGAAAGGUGGUUUUGUGGUGGGGUUUGAUGAUUUUGCAGCUUCCUUAAAGAAAAUGGAUACUUGGUCGGUUGGAUACAGAGAAGGGGAUGCUGAUCUUGAAGCUGGUUCUGGUUUACCGGAGUUGGUUUCCGGCUAGCACAUCUGCAGCAAAUGUUUAAAUGAAGAUUAGACCACCGUCUAGUUUGUCUAGAGAAUGUAUAGCUUGUAACCUUUUCUCUUACUUUUUUAAAGCUUUCUAAUUUUUGGUCAACCAAUUGGAAAGCUUUUUAUCAAUGGAAAGUGGAAACAAGAUACAUGUACAA
This is a messenger RNA of Lactuca sativa (garden lettuce), 2616 nucleotides long. Its product is annotated as Concanavalin A-like lectin protein kinase family protein. Gene Ontology annotation, molecular function: ATP binding; protein kinase activity; carbohydrate binding. The record is from RefSeq and is a predicted model, not a curated record. Lineage: Eukaryota; Viridiplantae; Streptophyta; Magnoliopsida; Asterales; Asteraceae. Gene Ontology annotation, biological process: protein phosphorylation.